AUGGCUGUUGUAUUCAUACUGCUAGCGAUGGCCAUUAUGGUCAUCGUGGUGAUUGUGCUCCCACAGGUCAGUGGGCUGACGAAAGUGAAGUAUCAACCACACAGAAAAGCCGUUGUGGAGGAUGAGCCAUUGGAGGAGGAACAAGAUCAGUACAGCGGUGGCUAUGUGCCACCAGAUGUGCUCCAGAGACGCGAGGAGUCUCAGAAGAAGAAGAACAGCAAGAGCAAGGUAUCGAUAGGUGCGCUGAAGGAGAAGAUGAACUAUAGCAAGGACGAUAUCCCUCUGAAACUGCAGUUAACCACGGAGAACGAGGAUGUCCACAACUUGAGAAGAAGAACAACAGCCAAGAAGGUCGAGCCCUCUGAGGUCAACGAUCCGAAUGCUUACGACUACGAUAUCGAUGAGCUGAUUGAGGAGGACGAACAAGAUCAGCAGAGAGAGGAUAAGAAGGAGUUCCAGAAGAGAUCUGCAAAGUCUCAACAAGACUUGGAGGAGCUGGCAUAG
This is a messenger RNA of Williopsis jadinii, 504 nucleotides long. It is a transcript of the gene EXP1, whose product is annotated as Exp1p. Lineage: Eukaryota; Fungi; Ascomycota; Saccharomycetes; Phaffomycetales; Wickerhamomycetaceae. The coding region runs from base 1 to 504 and encodes 167 amino acids. The record is from RefSeq and is a predicted model, not a curated record. The transcript has a single exon.